GAGAGUCCUGGAGGUGGCGUGGGAUCACAGAGUUUAGGAGAUUCGGGAACAGUGAGCCUUGUGAGGCUGCGGGGAAGCGGGGCGCGCUGGUCGGGGUCUUCCUGUAGCUGAGCACCCGGAGCCCUGAAUCCGGAGAGUGCGCCCCGCCCUGCGCCGCGCCCCCGGACCUCCGGGUUAUCCGCAGGGCCCCAGGCGCCGCGCUGCCCCGCCGCCUGGCAGACAGGCUGGGUUCCCAGUCUACGGUAGCCCGGUGGCCUAUUUCAGCCGGGUGGCCUGUGUCGGAGACUGCCGGCAAUGAUAUCCUGUUCCUCAUCCCUGAAUCAUCAUCUUUGAAAUUAUAAGACAUGGAGGAUGAAGAUAAGACAGUUGGAUGUCAGGAUUCAAAGCCAUCCACAGGGACCAGUCACACAGCUUCUGUGCAUCAAGGACCACAGGAGGAGAGAGUCAUGAACCUCAAAGAUGGGAAUGAGCCAACAGAAGACAGCAACCUGCUCAAAAGUGAUGAAAAGAAGCCGCAGGAAUUGGCAAGAGAAUCCAGUCACUUGCAGAGUCUGAGACGGAUACUGGCUUGCCCUCCACAUGGCUGGUUGAGCAAAGUGAUAACAAAUGGUACCAUGGUUGUUCUCCUGUGGGCUGUGGUGUGGUCAAUUACCGGCCCUGAGAGUCUUCCUGGAGGAAAUCUGUUUGGAAUCAUAAUCCUAUUCUAUUGUGCUGUCACCGGAGGCAAAAUCUUUGGACUCAUUAAGUUACCAACCUUGCCUCCUCUGCCUCCUCUUCUUGGCAUGCUGCUUGCUGGGUUUCUCUUGAGAAAUGUCCCAGUCAUCAGUGAUAAUGUCCGGAUCCAGCAGAAGUGGUCUUCUUCUUUGAGAAGCAUAGCCCUUUCUGUCAUUUUGGUUCGUGCUGGCCUCGGUCUGGACCCAAAGGCGCUGAAGAAACUGAAGGGGGUGUGUGUACGACUGGCCGUGGGUCCCUGCGUUGUGGAAGCGUGUAUUUCUGCGCUCCUUUCCCACUUCCUGAUGGGCUUGCCUUGGCAGUGGGGGUUCAUACUAGGUUUUGUCAUAGGUGCUGUGUCUCCAGCUGUCGUGGUCCCUUCGAUGCUCCUUCUGCAAGAAGGAGGCUACGGUGUUGAAAAAGGUGUUCCAACUUUACUCAUGGCCGCUGGCAGCUUUGAUGACAUUUUGGCCAUCACUGGCUUCAACACAUGCUUGGGUGUGGCCUUUUCCACAGGGUCUACAGUUUUUAACAUCUUCAGGGGCGUUUUGGAGGUGGUAAUUGGCAUGGCUACUGGAUCUUUUCUUGGGUUUUUUAUACAGUACUUUCCAAGCAGUGACCAGGACAACCUUGUGUGGAAGCGAGCCUUCCUGGUUCUGGGCUUUGCUGUGCUAGCUGUGUUCAGCAGUGUUUAUUUUGGCUUCCCAGGGUCAGGAGGACUGUCCACACUGGUCAUGGCUUUCCUUGCAGGCAUGAGAUGGAGUGACAAGAAGUCAGAGGUAGAAAAAAUAAUUGCAGUCACCUGGGACAUUUUCCAGCCCCUUCUGUUUGGCCUGAUUGGAGCAGAGGUAUCUAUUGCAUCGCUCAGACCAGAAACUGUUGGCCUGUGUGUUGCCACGCUUGGCACUGCAGUAUUGAUACGAAUUUUGACUACAUUUCUGAUGGUGUGUUUUGCUGGUUUUAACAUAAAGGAAAAGAUAUUUAUUUCUUUUGCAUGGCUUCCAAAGGCCACAGUCCAGGCUGCCAUUGGGUCUGUGGCUCUGGACACAGCGAGAACCCAUGGAGAAAAGCAGUUAGAAAAAUAUGGAAUGGAUGUGUUGACAGUGGCAUUUUUGUCCAUCCUCAUCACAGCACCAAUUGGAAGUCUACUGAUUGGUUUGCUGGGUCCCAGACUUCUUCAGAAAUUUGAACAUCAAAAUGAAGAGGAAGUUCAAGAAGAGACUUCAGCACACGUUCAGAGGAAGCCUGGGGAGUCCAUUACAGAAGCUUGAUGUACCUACCACGUUUACCAUCCCAACCCAAAGGUUUGGGCUCACCUUCAACCAGGACAACUCUAUUUCCCUUCGUUUCAGAUGAAACAUUUCCCAUGAGAUUUCAUAAGCAAAAAAUUAAAAAUGUUUAUGCUGCUAACAGUACCUCAGGGAUUUGCUUCCUGAGAGAGAUGGGGGAAUAGGCUACUUUAGAAAAUGAGAGAAGAUAAUUUUAACAAAUGAAACAUUCACGAUUUUGUUAAAAAUCUUGAAACAUUUCUUCUUAUAAUAUUAAAAAGUUUUCACAACAAAAA
This is a messenger RNA of Peromyscus eremicus (cactus mouse), 2275 nucleotides long. It is a transcript of the gene Slc9b2, whose product is annotated as solute carrier family 9 member B2. Bases 345 to 1982 code for a protein of 545 amino acids. Lineage: Eukaryota; Metazoa; Chordata; Mammalia; Rodentia; Cricetidae. Gene Ontology annotation, biological process: proton transmembrane transport. Gene Ontology annotation, cellular component: membrane. The record is from RefSeq and is a predicted model, not a curated record. Gene Ontology annotation, molecular function: antiporter activity. The transcript has 13 exons.